This is a messenger RNA of Anopheles nili, 1185 nucleotides long. It is a transcript of the gene YL-1, whose product is annotated as vacuolar protein sorting-associated protein 72 homolog. Lineage: Eukaryota; Metazoa; Arthropoda; Insecta; Diptera; Culicidae. Gene Ontology annotation, cellular component: nucleus. Gene Ontology annotation, molecular function: ATP-dependent H2AZ histone chaperone activity. The record is from RefSeq and is a predicted model, not a curated record. Bases 1 to 1185 code for a protein of 394 amino acids. The transcript is spliced from 4 exons. Gene Ontology annotation, biological process: chromatin remodeling; regulation of DNA-templated transcription.
AUGGCCGCUAAACGUGAACGUCGAUCAAAUGCCGGACGGCGCAUGGCAACAUUGCUGAAUGAAGAGGAGGAGGAUGAAUUUUACAAAACUUCUUAUGGAGGCUUCAGCGAGACAGCAGAUGAUGGCGACUAUAUUCAAAAGAAUGACGACGAUGAAGAUGUUGUCGACUCCGACUUCAGUAUUGAUGAAAACGAUGAACCGAUUUCUGAUGUGGAAGAAGAACCGGCCAAAGGCAAACGUCGCCGUAUGGGAACGGUUACGAAAGCCUACCGGGAAACAGCCGUUAAAAAGCCAACUCUCAAAGCAAAAGAACCUAAGCCGAAAACGGAACGUCAGUCCACGUUGCGGAAGCGUGCAAAGUUUACGGUGAUCGAUUCGGGUCGAAAAUCGUUCCGAAAAUCAACCGCUGCAAAAACAGCGGCGACACAAGUCCGCUUGAAGCAGCGAUUCGAAGCUGAACGCAAACGAACUCGUGUCAUACGCACCGAAGCAUAUAUUCCCACCCAAGAAGAACUGCUUGAAGAAGCGGAAAUCACAGAGCGAGAAAAUUUAAAAUCACUUGAACGUUUUCGAAGGAUGGAGUUAGAAAAGCAAAAAAUAAGGCCUACGAAACGUAAAUCCACUGGACCGACGAUACGUUAUCUGUCAACUGCUAUGCCCAUAAUUGAGGAAGUAACAGAUGGCAACACCGACGAUGGUCAAUUCAACAGGAUUGACCCAAAAGAGGGCGAAGUCGGCGAUAAAGCACGAACUGUUAAACGUAAUAAAAAGAAAACGACAAUAUUGGAAGUUACGGGCCAGUAUGAGAGGACUUUUAUAACCUUUGAGAACGACAUCGACAACAAGGUUUUCGGAUCUUACUUUCCUAAAGCGGACUGCGGCCGUAGGCAUCGGCAAAUUUGUGCCGUAACUCGAUUGCCGGCUCGCUAUUACGAUCCAGUGACGCAGCUACCCUACCGCAACAUGCAAGCGUUCAAAAUACUGCGCGAGGCGUAUUAUCAACAAUUGGAGGAGCGAGGAAACUUGGAUAACCCUGAAGUAGCCCGGUGGCUCGAAUGGCGCAAGAAAAUGAAGGAAUACCGAGUGACGGCUCUCAAAACUAGACAAGCUGUUGCUACCACAAGCGAUAAAUCCACAACGGGUGCUGUAAAAUCAAGUACCAAUGUUGGUGGUGCAGCAAAAUAA